Myxocyprinus asiaticus (Chinese sucker) is the source of this 1577-nucleotide messenger RNA. Its product is annotated as malate dehydrogenase, cytoplasmic-like. The transcript has 9 exons. The record is from RefSeq and is a predicted model, not a curated record. Gene Ontology annotation, biological process: oxaloacetate metabolic process; tricarboxylic acid cycle; malate metabolic process. Gene Ontology annotation, cellular component: mitochondrion; cytosol. Lineage: Eukaryota; Metazoa; Chordata; Actinopteri; Cypriniformes; Catostomidae. The coding region runs from base 136 to 1188 and encodes 350 amino acids. Gene Ontology annotation, molecular function: L-malate dehydrogenase (NAD+) activity.
UCUGUCUGUCUGUCUGUCUAUCUCAGGUUACCUGAAACAUCGCUUUGCAUCUGAACGCGUCCCAAAGCCCUUAGUUCUGCGUUCUGGGGAAAAACUAGACUCGACUGGACACCUCGAGGGACAAACUGCUCGAAAAUGUUUACCCUGUUGUCGGCUAUGUACUUUGUGGUGCGCGCGGCUUCGGCGCAGGCCGAACCGAUCCGAGUUUUGGUGACUGGCGCAGCCGGACAGAUCGCUUACUCUCUGCUGUACAGCAUUGCCAAAGGAGAUGUGUUCGGCAAGGACCAGCCCAUCAUCCUGGUUCUGUUAGAUAUCACUCCGAUGUUGCCUGUGCUGGAUGGUGUUGUCAUGGAACUGCAGGAUUGUGCUCUUCCACUUCUGAGGGAGGUGAUUCCCACUGAUAAAGUUGAGGUGGGCUUUAAAGAUCUUGAUGCUGCCAUCCUGGUGGGUUCUAUGCCCAGAAAAGAGGGCAUGGAGAGGAAGGACCUGCUGAAGGCUAACGUGGCCAUUUUUAAAACCCAAGGUGAAGCACUGGAAAAGUAUGCCAAGAAGACUGUCAAGGUGCUGGUUGUCGGAAACCCAGCCAACACCAACUGUUUGAUUGCCUCCAAAUCUGCUCCCUCCAUUCCUAAGGAGAAUUUCUCCUGUCUGACCCGUCUGGACCAUAACAGGGCUCGCUCUCAGGUGGCGAUGCGUGUUGGCGUUUCCUCUGACAGUGUGAAGAACGUGAUUAUCUGGGGCAAUCACUCCUCCACUCAGUACCCAGAUGUCCACCACGCUACAGUGAACCAUCACGGGAAGGAGAUGGCAGCUUUAGAUGCUGUAAAUGACGAAAGCUGGCUGAAGGGUGACUUUAUCUCCACGGUGCAGCAAAGAGGUGCAGCUGUCAUUAAGGCCAGGAAGCUCUCCAGCGCAAUGUCAGCUGCCAAAGCCAUCUGUGACCACAUGAGAGACAUCUGGUUCGGCACUCCUGAAGGCGAGUGGGUGUCUAUGGGUGUCUUUUCAUCUGGUAAUUCCUAUGGAGUUCCUGAUGACCUCAUGUACUCUUUCCCCGUUAUGAUCAAGAAUAAGGCUUGGAAGGUGGUUGAUGGACUCGCCAUCAACGAUUUUUCCCGCGGUAAGAUGGACGCCACUGCCGCUGAGCUGGUAGAGGAGAGAGAUACGGCGCUCACCUUCCUCGGGGCGUGACUCGAUGUCACCACAACAACGCGGCAGUCGUUAGAUGCUUCCAAAUCCCCAAAUUCCCGACUGUAAAGUCCUGUAGAUUUCACAGCUGACCGUGUGUGUGUGUGUGUGUGUGUGUGUGUGUGUGUGUGUGUGUGUGUGUGUGUGUGUGUGUGUGUGUGUGUGUGUGUGUGUGGAUGAAAGUCUCAAUGUGUGUGUGUGUGUGUGUGUGCACCACUUUGCAAGUUAUUAAUGAAACUAGAAAUGUCUGCAAUGUAACUUUUCCUCUAUUUUGAGUGCCUGGAGCAAAACCUGAAGGAGAAAAUGUCCAUUGAUUCAAAUACACACAUAGUUGUCCUGACCAAAUUAACAAUCAUUUGUCAUCCAACAAUAAAAGACCACAUGAAAUUGAA